CCACCGUACCGAGACACAUUGAAGCAGGAAUACAGUCACUUACAACGCGAUUAUGUCUGGAUUUUCGCUUAUUUUGUCUAAUGCCAGGCUAUUUAUUUUACAACGUGAAGUAUACAGUUAUGUUUAUUAAUGUUGUCACGGUAGCUUUAACCUCAUUUCGUAGAUAGUUAAUAACCUAUUUAUUAUGCUCGUUCCUUUCCCGUGUCAAUGAUUGUCCAACCCUUAGUCUCAUGGCGGAAACAAAAAUAAUAUACCAUAUUGAUGAGGAGGAGACUCCUUAUUUAGUUAAACUAUCCGUUUCUCCUGAAAAAGUCACUUUAGCAGAUUUCAAAAAUGUGCUCAACAAUCGUCCAGUCAAUAGCUACAAAUUCUUCUUUAAAUCCAUGGACCAGGAUUUUGGGGUUGUCAAAGAGGAGAUUUCCGACGACAACGCCAAGCUGCCUUGCUUCAAUGGGAGAGUGGUAUCCUGGCUGGUCCUGGCAGAGAGCUCCCACUCCGAUGGGGGGUCCCAGUGUACAGAGAGCCAUCCAGAGCUGCCCCCUCCCCUGGAAAGAACAGGGGGCAUCGGCGACUCGCGCCCCCCCUCCUUUCAUGCCAACGCGGUAAGCAGUCGUGACGGACUGGACACAGAGACGGGUACGGAGUCCCUUCUGAGCCACCGUAGAGAGCGGGAGAGAGAGCGAGCACGAAGAAGAGCUCGAGAGACAGAGAUCCCUCGUAUCAACGGCCACUCCAAGUCGGAGCGCACUGCGCGGGACUCGGCCAUGGGUUACGACAGCGCCUCGGUGAUGAGCAGCGAGCUGGAGACCAGCUCAUUCGUCGACAGCGAGGAAGAUGAGGAUGCCAGCAGGCUCAGCAGCUCCACAGAGCAGAGCUCCUCCUCUCAGCUGAUGCGCAGACACAAACGCCGCAGACGGAGGCACAAAGUGGCCAAAAUAGACCGGUCCUCUUCCUUCAGCAGCAUCACAGACUCCACUAUGAGCCUCAACAUCAUCACUGUCACUCUCAACAUGGAGAAGUACAACUUCCUGGGUAUCAGCAUCGUGGGCCAGAGCAACGACCGGGGCGACGGCGGCAUCUACAUCGGCUCCAUCAUGAAGGGCGGAGCCGUGGCCGCAGACGGCAGGAUCGAACCUGGAGACAUGCUCCUGCAGGUGAACGAUGUGAACUUUGAGAACAUGAGCAACGAUGAUGCUGUCCGCAUCCUCAGAGAGAUCGUGUCUAAAACCGGGCCUAUCAGCCUUACUGUGGCCAAGUGCUGGGAUCCAUCUCCCCGCAGCUACUUCACUAUCCCCAGAGCGGAGCCUGUAAGACCGAUUGACCCUGCCGCCUGGAUCUCUCACACCACCGCCCUAACCGGGCCCUACCCGCACUACGAGUUUGACGACUUGCCAUUAUCGGCCAGUAAGACAGACAUGGCGACCAUCGUCAAGGUGAUGCAGCUGCCUGACUCUGGUCUAGAGAUCCGGGACAGGAUGUGGCUGAAGAUCACCAUCUCCAACGCUGUCAUUGGUGCUGAUGUGGUGGACUGGCUCUACUCUCGAGUGGAGGGCUUCAAGGACCGCCGUGAUGCCCGGAAGUACGCCAGCAGUCUGCUCAAACAUGGCUACCUGAGACACACCGUCAACAAGAUCACCUUCUCUGAGCAGUGCUACUACACCUUCGGAGACCUCUGCCAAAACAUGGCGUCUCUCAACCUGAAUGAGGGUUCCAGUGGUGGGGGCUCAGAACAGGACACCUUGGCCCCCCUCCCUCCCCCAGCCACCAAUCCCUGGCCCCUGGGAGGCCAACCCUUCCCCUACCCCCCUUUCCCCUCUGCUCCCCCUGGCUUCCCCCCAGGAUACUCCGACCCCUGCCACAGUUUCCACAGUGGCAGUGCCGGCAGCCAACACAGUGAGGGAAGCCGAAGCAGCGGCUCCAACCCCAGCGCAGGGAAAGGCAGGCGCUCCUCCCCUCAAGAGAAGACCCACAGGUCCACUUGCAGCGAAUCAGAGCAAGUCGUGCGGGGUGUCAGGCGUGGCGAUAGGUCUGCCAGCCAACUCAGUCAUCACAGCCAUGCCCUCUCCAGUCACAGCCACGCUCGCUCAGGUUUCAGCCACACCCAGUCUCACAGGAGUCACUGUCACCCGAAAAACAUCCAAGCCCCCUUCUCCUAUAGCCACGCCCCCUUCAGCCAACCUGUGCCCGGCUCCUGUGGCCACAGUGAGCGAAGCCACGCCUCCUCCUACGGCCCCCCUGGCCUACCCCCCCCGUACUGCAUGGCACGCCUCGCCCCCAAGACCUCCGUCAGCAGCAGCACCCCCCCUGGGGCCCCCCCAGUGAGGGAGCUAGCUGCCGUCCCCCCCGAACUCACCGCCAGCCGCCAGUCCUUCCAGCACGCCAUGGGAAACCCCUGUGAGUUCUUUGUUGACAUCAUGUGACAGACAGGACAGUGCCUUGAAAACUUGCCAAGCACAAACGACUCCCUCUGCCCUGUUCUCUCUGUUUUUCUUUGUCUCUCGCUCUCAUUUUCAUUCUUUUUUUUCUCUCUCUCUCUCUCCCUCUCUCUCUGUCCCCUAGUUAAGUCUCUUUGCUACUGACUAUCCCUGUGUUCAGAAUGUAGACCCUGGCCCUCGACCCACCGCUAUCUCAUUGCUCCCUCUGAUGUGCAAGCAAGGGAGGAUGGGAAACCAGAGCACAACAGGAGGGAGUCCUCAUACAUCCACACGCGCACAGACACACACACAGACACGCACACAGACACGCACACAAACACGCACACAGACACGCACACGCAGGGCUUCUGUCUGUGUCUGUGGAGAACCCUCCCGGCUCUUUUGUAUUGAUGUGACAGUAAGUGUACAGUUUGUGAACCGUGAGUGGUAUUCAAUGUGGUGAUUCUAAAGAGCUGCCACACAGACAAGCCCAGGAGAGGGAACUCUAUCUGGAUUAUCUCCUGUUGGACCAGACCUAGCUGGCUGGAUCUGGAUCUCAAUCCCCCAGACCCAGACUCGGAGCCACAGCUUUGGACCGGGUCGACCCAGGACUGGAGACAGAUCUCUUGGUAUUUCUCCUCCACAUCCUCUGCUACUAUUUGGCACUUCCGACCAAAAGUGCAGCUCUAGCGGACCGUCGUUCUUGCUUAUGCGGUAUGCCAGGGGGACCUGGGAUACUGUAACAUCUGCCAACUAGUCAGUGCUAGCCUUGGCCAGUUACACAGCGCCUGGAUCUUCUCAACGUUGUUAAGGAGCAAGUGUGCCCAGUCUUUAGCUCAACUAGGCUGCAUCAUUUGCAUGACUGCUUUAAAGGAGACAACAAGAAUUCAUUUUGCUACAUAUUUUGAAAUUGAGGGUUACCUCGUGGCCAAUGGUCUAAAAGAGAAAUCCAUACACUGGAGAUUUUUUGUGAUGUUAUUUAUGUGAUCAUGUUGAAUUGAUGGUGUCAUACCUUGUCUGUCUCUCAUUGGCUGACUGACACAUAGACAAUCAGACAUCUCCUUUAGUGACCCAGUGGAUUGACCAUCACCACUGUCCACUGUCCUAGCUGUGCUUUGUCGAAUGUAUCAUUACUGCAGUAACCCUGACUAGCACAACAGUAGCAUGUUGUGAACCAAUUUGACACCACUGUUGGCUGAGAAACAUGCCAACAGGAUUGCAAACAGUGGUCAUCCACCAUGUCGGAUUACUCAACAUGAACGUAUCGAGUGGAACAGAGAUCACUAGUACAGUAGCUAUAUACAUGCUCGCUGUACACAUGGGUGGGAUGAGAUAGAGAUCAGAGGGAUGGCAUUGUCUUGUGACUGGUGGUGUCCCUAUCCUGCCACUUCUCUGACAGGAAGUGCUGGGGUGAACAGGCCUGGAUAUUGAUUCAUCCUGUACAGUAUUGUUCUGUAAUCAAGUGACUUUAGAAAAUGACAUGGGAAACCCCAAUCCUCAAUUCUGAAAAUCAUAUGAUAGAACUGAAUCGUUGCCAGCACUGUUAGGCCCCAGGGCUGAUUUAGGUGUGUUGUACCAGCUCGGUCCACCAGGGGGAGAAGAAGCAGCACACUCAGUUGAAUAUCAGCACUUUCUCAUCUUUGUCUGGCCCUUUAGUAUGAAACACUGUUUGCAAUCAAAGAUUUCUCCUUUGUUUUGUUUCUUUACAAAAGAGGAAUAAAUUGUAAAUAGAAAUUUAUUAUAUAUAAGAAUUAAAAAAUAUAUA
Molecule: messenger RNA, 4179 nt
Organism: Osmerus eperlanus (European smelt)
Lineage: Eukaryota; Metazoa; Chordata; Actinopteri; Osmeriformes; Osmeridae
Gene: dvl1a
Product: dishevelled segment polarity protein 1a
Exons: 15
Coding region: 231-2420 (729 amino acids)
Biological process (GO): canonical Wnt signaling pathway; intracellular signal transduction
Cellular component (GO): cytosol
Molecular function (GO): frizzled binding
Source: RefSeq, a predicted model, not a curated record